CGCGGCAGUCACGUCCUUUUCGGGCGGGAGUGAGCAGGCCCUGCGCCGCCACCAUGCACGACGCCUUUGAGCCGGUGCCGAUCCUGGAGAAACUGCCGCUGCAGAUCGACUGUCUGGCUGCAUGGGAGGAAUGGCUCCUCGUCGGGACUAAACAAGGACAUCUUCUUCUAUACAGAAUUCAAAAGGAAACUGGUUGCAACAGGUUUGAAGUGACACUAGAGAAAUCACACAAGAACUUCUCCAAGAAGAUUCAGCAGAUCCAUGUUGUACCCCAAUUCAAAAUUUUGGUCAGUUUGUUAGAAAACAGCAUCCAUGUUCAUGACCUGCUGACAUUUCAACAGAUCACAACGGUUUCCAAGGCAAAGGGUGCAACUCUCUUCACGUGUGACCUGCAGCAUUCUGAUAAAGGGGAAGAAGUCCUGAGGAUGUGUGUGGCAGUGAGAAAGAAGCUACAGCUGUAUUACUGGAAGGACAGAGAGUUCCAUGAAUUGCAGGGAGAAUACAGUGUGCCAGAUGUACCAAAGUCAAUGGCAUGGUGUAAAGAUUCAAUCUGUGUGGGUUUCAAGAGGGACUAUUAUCUAAUAAGGGUGGAUGGGAAAGGGUCUAUCAAAGAACUGUUCCCUACAGGAAAGCAGCUGGAGCCACUGGUAGCCCCUUUAGCAGAUGACAAAGUUGCUGUAGGCCAAGAUGAUCUAACUGUUGUGUUAAAUGAAGAAGGGACCUGUACACAGAAAUGUGCCUUGAACUGGACUGAUAUCCCAAUAGCCAUGGAGCACCAGCCUCCGUACAUUGUGGCAGUACUGCCUAGAUAUGUAGAGAUUCGUACUUUUGAGCCCCGUCUCCUGGUGCAGAGUAUUGAGCUACAGAGGCCACGCUUCAUUACUUCUGGAGGUACAAAUAUUGUGUAUGUGGCCAGCAAUCAUUUUGUUUGGCGUCUCAUUCCGGUUUCCAUUGCAAUCCAGAUCCAGCAGCUUCUCCAAGAUAAACAAUUUGAAUUGGCUCUGCAAUUGGCAGAUAUGAAAGAUGACUCUGACAGUGAAAAGCGGCAACAGAUCCAUCAUAUAAAGAAUCUCUAUGCCUUCAACCUUUUCUGCCAAAAGCGCUUUGAUGACUCCAUGCAAGUCUUUGCCAAGCUUGGGACAGAUCCCACCCAUGUGAUGGGUCUCUAUCCUGAACUGUUGCCCAGUGAUUACAAGAAGCAGCUCCAAUAUCCCAACCCAGUGCCAGUUCUCUCUCCAGCAGAGCUAGAGAAAGCACACCUGGCACUUAUAGACUACUUAACUCAGAAAAGAAGUCAGUUAGUGAAGAAGCUGAACGACUCAGACCAUCAGUCCAGCACUUCUCCCCUUGUGGAGGGAACUCCCACCAUCAAAUCCAAAAAGAAGUUGCUGCAGAUCAUUGAUACCACCCUGUUGAAAUGCUACCUCCAUACCAAUGUAGCCCUAGUGGCACCACUGUUGCGACUGGAGAACAACCACUGUCACAUUGAGGAAAGUGAACAUGUGCUCAAGAAAGCUCACAAAUACAGUGAGUUGAUCAUACUGUAUGAGAAGAAAGGUCUCCAUGAAAAGGCUUUGCAGGUGCUAGUGGAUCAGUCAAAGAAAGCUAACUCACCUUUGAAGGGCCAUGAGAGGACGGUGCAGUAUUUACAACAUUUGGGCACUGAGAACUUGAAUUUAAUAUUUUCCUAUUCUGUUUGGGUGCUUAGAGACUUCCCUGAAGAUGGACUGAAAAUAUUUACAGAAGAUCUUCCUGAGGUGGAAUCCCUCCCACGAAAAAGAGUUCUCAACUUCUUGAUAGAGAACUUUAAAAACUUGGCUAUUCCCUACUUGGAACAUAUAAUCCACAUCUGGGAAGAGGCUGGUUCAGAGUUCCACAACUGCUUGAUUCAGCUCUACUGUGAGAAAGUACAAGCCUUAAUGAAGGAAUAUCUCAGCUCUUUUCCUCCAGAUAAAACACCAGUGCCAGCUGGAGAGGAGGAAGGGGAACUCGGAGAGUACCGACACAAACUCCUUUUCUUUCUUGAGACUUCCAGUUGCUACAUUGCUGAACAGCUCAUCAGUGACUUUCCCUUCGAUGGCCUCCUAGAAGAACGUGCUCUGCUGUUGGGACGGAUGGGGAAUCAUGAACAAGCACUUUUUAUAUAUGUUCAUAUCCUGAAGGAUACCAAAAUGGCUGAAAAUUAUUGUCACAAACACUAUGACAGAAGCAAAGACGGCAACAAAGAUGUAUACCUAUCUCUGCUCCGGAUGUAUCUCUCGCCACCAAGUGUUCAUUGCUUAGGACCAAUCAAGAUGGAAUUAUUGGAGCCUCAAGCCAAUCUCCAGGCUGCUUUACAGGUUUUGGAACUUCAUCACAGCAAACUAGACACUACCAAAGCAAUAAACCUCCUCCCAGCAAAUACUCAAAUUGGUGAGAUCCGAAUCUUCCUAGAAAAAGUCCUUGAAGAAAAUGCCCAGAAAAAGCGAUUCAAUCAAGUUCUUAAAAACCUUCUCCAUGCGGAGUACCUAAGAGUACAGGAGGAACGUAUUUUACAUCAGCAAGUGAAAUGUAUAAUCACAGAGGAAAAGCUUUGCAGUGUGUGUAAAAAGAAAAUUGGAAAUAGUGCCUUUGCCCGCUAUCCCAAUGCAAUGGUUGUGCAUUAUUUCUGUUCCAAAGAAGUCGGAGCAGGAGAUACUUGAAAGCAUUGUUAUGUGUAAUAUGGACUAUGAUAGCCAUGAUGCUCACAUGGAAGGAAAAAGAAGAGUAUUAGACAUGGAAUUGACAUCUCUAAGGAAUCUUCUGAGGCAUAUUGCUUGCAAACAACUUGAGCCGCUCCCAUUGCUUUACCGGACGUAACCUGCCAAUAUUGGCUAUGUAGGAAAACAGACAUCUAACUAUUCUUUGAUAUACUCGGCAGCAGAUUAACCUCAUAGCACUUCUGCAUGAGGAAGAAUGAAAGCUAAAUAGCAACAAGUUACUAAUGCACUCCAGAUUUUGCAACAAUUUGUGUUUCAAGGAAGACCAACUCAUGUUAAAAAUGAUAUUAAGAAGGCAAAAAUAGAUUUUGUGGGAUUCUACAUUUUGAACUUAGAUCAGAAAAAUUCUUAUCAUAAUUUAAUUAGCAUUGCAUUGAGAUCUACUUUAAUUAGGCAUUUGGAGGCAGGUGCUUCCAGCAAGUCUGUACCUAUAUUUUCUUUUCACCUAUUAUUGGGAAUAUUCAGUAGAAAACGUUAUCAUUUUUCCUGUAGUGGUUAACACCACUAAUAUAAGAAAGUUCCAAGGGAAUUAAUCUCAUAUAAUAUGAUCAGAACUGGCGAACAUGCAUUUUUUAGUUUUGUUUUUGAGAGGCAUGUAAAUAUGAGUGGGUGUACUAUUUGCACUGUGUACAGAUAUUUCCAUUAUAAAUGGAAUGAAAAGUGACGUGGUUUUCUGAAGAUGGGGGAGGGGGGAACUAGCACCUGCACUUGUAUCAACAAGUUAAAAGAGCAAAUCUCUUAAACUUUAAGACUUAGGGCACAAUCCUAUGCAUGUUUAGACAUAAAAAAGUCCUACAAGUCCCAGCAUACUCCAGCCAGCUAUGCUUGCUGGGGGAUGCUGGAAGCUGUAGGACCAUUUUCUGCCUAAACAUGCACAGGAUUGCACCCUUAAAAAAUCUCACUUAUAAUGACGGUAUGUUUUCUAUAUUGCUUGAAUAUCGGUCUACACUUUUGGAGACACCAUUGCAUUGAAAUGCAAUUAAGUCUUUAUGCACUCUCUGGCUUUGAGGAAAGCAGACACUUAUUUUGAUGUCAGUAUUUUGAGUUCACCCUGCUACUCUAUUGUAGCUUUGUGUACCCAGAUCACAUUUUAAUGCAGGAAAAUGGGUUGCAAUAAUAUCCUUGCAGGCUAUAAUAUUUUUGUCCAAUAUAUUGUUCUGCAAAGUCUUUAUCUAUUGCAAAUGUAAUGAAGAUCUAUUUGAGUGUUCACAUGGAAGUAAAAA
This is a messenger RNA of Elgaria multicarinata webbii, 3961 nucleotides long. RefSeq names its product VPS39 subunit of HOPS complex (gene VPS39). The record is from RefSeq and is a predicted model, not a curated record. Gene Ontology annotation, molecular function: protein binding. NCBI's taxonomy places the organism in Eukaryota, Metazoa, Chordata, Lepidosauria, Squamata, Anguidae. Gene Ontology annotation, cellular component: membrane; cytoplasm. The coding region runs from base 54 to 2681 and encodes 875 amino acids. The transcript is spliced from 25 exons. Gene Ontology annotation, biological process: intracellular protein transport; endosomal vesicle fusion; vesicle-mediated transport.